AACUGCGCCGUCAUGCCUCCGACUCGUCAUCCCCUUGACAUUCCUGGGGAAGAUAUCGCUCAGGAAUACAACUACGAUCUGGGUACCGCGAUUUUCGCUGUCAACGAGAUGUACUCAAAAAGAUCUGGCGUCAGAGGUUUGGUGUCUGUUACCCUGAAAGGACGCUGGAAUGUGCUACACUCCAGCGACAGGGUGGACUUCUUCGAACGGUGUGUGUCAGACCCGAGCGCUGGUUCAUUCGGCAGCUAUACAGAGGUGUGCCCGAACGGCCGCUCCGACGGCAAGAGCAUAUAUCAGCUUACUUACUCAAUUGACCACGCCUCCGUGCUCUGCCACGCCCCGGGCUCCACACGCGCAUUAGCCUACGACAACGAGGACGCACUGGCUGUAAAGCUAUGUUCUUCAAAAGGUGAUGGAUUCCCCGAUUUGAAGCUCGGCGUCGCUGCGUACGACAUCGACUAUGACGACCAUGACAACGAGUGCGCAUCCCUGAACAGAUUCGGCCGGCACAGCCGCCUGAAGCAGAUCAAGAAGGUGUUGGACUACAUGCGGCUCUAUCUCGGCGAGAGCUUUAACGUGAAGGAGUGCGCAGACUACGAGGGCUGAAUGAAGUUUUGUCUGAGCCACGUUCCCGUCCGAUGCCGUCCCUGAAUGAUGCGGCCAAAUUUACAGUGUGAAAAUUUAAAAAAAAAUGUGCAACUUCAGUGAGA
Rhipicephalus microplus (southern cattle tick) is the source of this 710-nucleotide messenger RNA. RefSeq lists its product as uncharacterized. The record is from RefSeq and is a predicted model, not a curated record. Lineage: Eukaryota; Metazoa; Arthropoda; Arachnida; Ixodida; Ixodidae.